AUCCACCAACAUCUCGGUAACAGUGUCAGUAAUCUUAUUCUAAGACUUGGGGGAAGACGGUUUGAUCUCAAUGACGACCGAGUCCCGGCAAUCAGCCCACCCUCUCCGCUCAUUCCGGCUACAGUCACCUCUCAGUUCUAAGAAUAUCACAAAUGCACACAAUUAUUAAGGUCAAACAGACAGCUUCUCCUUUUCGGCUAUAUAACUCUUCAUUCUUUUUUAUAUUUUUUCUCUUUACUUUCCCGUUUUUCCUUUCUUCUCCGAACAGUAACCCCCUCUUUCACCAUUGAUGCAGAAAGAUCACUUCUUGAAUGGCGGAGGAGCUCCGCCGCCAUUACACUUUGAACUCACUAAAAUGCAUGAGUUGAAUUCAAAUUGGGGAUGUUCCCAAGAUCAUCAGUACGCCCAAUUCGAGCUACCAGUCAAUUCAAUGGCCACCACAAACUCCGCCGUCCCCGGUGGCUUCGCAAUUACCGAACUGAUCGGCGAACUCAGCAAUAUGUGUAGUUCCACUUCGACAUUCGCCGCCCCUUACGUUCAUAACAAUGAUAUUAACGUUAAUAAUAAUAACAGUUUGGGGGAUUCCCUGAAAUCUCCUCCGAAGUUGCACGUACCCAGUUUGGGAAACUCACCUCCCCUGAAUCGGGCGGUCUCCGAUCACGUUGAGAUGGCUGCGAAGUUUUCUUGCCUGGGUAACCGGAGCUUUAACGGUAGAACUGGUCAAUUCGGGUUGAAAAAUGGAAAGGUGUCUAGAGUUUUGAGUAGCCCUUCUCUGAAGCAAUCUGGAAUUGAAACCCGACCCAAAUUUAAACCCGAGCCCCCAUUCUUUCCGGGCUCUGGUGGCAACUAUUCCAAUGCAGAACUGUCUGUCUCUGAUCAGCCCCUGAGCGGCUCGGCCGAAUUCAAUCCCAGAAAAAGAAAAACAGCCUCAGGGAGAAAAUCCGAGGAAGAUGGCAAGGGAGUUGAAGGGGACAGCUAUUCAAAUGCAAAACAAUCUAAACUAACAGAGGUGUCUAGGGGUGACUACAAUGAUAAUAGUGGUGUUCAAGCAGAGGAUGAACUGAAUGGGAAUAAUAGUCAGAAGAGUAUUGAUAAUGUAGGAAAUGGUAAGGCAAAUCAGAAGCUUUCUGAGCCACCAAAGGAUUAUAUUCAUGUUAGAGCAAGAAGGGGGCAAGCUACUGAUAGCCAUAGUCUUGCAGAAAGAGUAAGGAGGGAGAAGAUCAGUGAAAGAAUGAAGCUUUUGCAAGAUCUUGUACCAGGCUGUAAUAAGGUCACCGGAAAGGCACUAAUGCUUGAUGAAAUUAUAAACUAUGUGCAGUCACUGCAACGGCAGGUCGAGUUCCUAUCCAUGAAGUUAGCAACAGUAAAUCCGAGGGCGGAUUGUAACGCAUCUAAUCUGCUCCCAAAGGAAAUAUGUCAACCAAAUGUUUCGUUGCCACUUCCUCCUAUGUAUCCACUGGAUUCAACGGCUUCCGCUUUUCAUCAGUAUGCACAUUCACAAGUUCCCCAACUAAAUAUGAGUAUUCCGAAUGGGACAGUAAGCCAAUGCCCUCCCAUUUUCUCAAUUGAUACCUCUCCAAACUGCAGCCUAGCAAUGCAGUUCCCUCCCAUAGAUGGCUUCACUGAAAAUCUUACUCAGUGUCCAUUGGCAUUUGAAGAUGACCUGCAAAGUAUUGUCAAAAUGGGAUUCAGCUGAAUCCCUACGAAGAUUGCAUUCCUAAUGUUCAAACUCUCAGAUAACAAAAAUGGUGCUUUGAUCAUAGUUCAUCCACCAUUGGUUGUGAAAUUCCAGGAGAAGAAAGUGAUGAUUGUACAUAUCUGCUUCAAGAACUUGAUUGUGGGCGUCAAAUUAAUCCCCAAGAUUAUUUUCUUUUAAUCUGUAUUACUUCUGUCUUUAAGGAAUAGGAGAUGCCCUCACCCCGAGGGCCCCGCAUCGCCCCUGCCCUUGAUUUAUUAGGAUCUUCUGAUUUAUAUUGUUAGGGAAAACAAAUCAUAAUUCUUGUCCAUUGUAGUAUUUAACAGCACUAAUAAUGCAGUGAUUAAAGGAUGCAUUAUCAAGUGAUUUGUCUUCUUCUUUUUCUUUUUUGAAUUAUUAUAUGAUUAGAUUGUGGUUGGUGCCAAGUUAUAGAGAAAUUAUGUUUUUCCCCUGUAAAUAAUUUGGUUAAUUAAGCAUAUAUUUUAAACAGCUAUGUGGGGUAGGGGGCUCCCUUUGUCUCUUUCUCAAGUCUUGUAAUCUUUGAAUGGUUUAUUAAUAAUAUUAUUAAUUUUAUUGGCA
Messenger RNA from Cuscuta europaea, 2275 nucleotides. NCBI's taxonomy places the organism in Eukaryota, Viridiplantae, Streptophyta, Magnoliopsida, Solanales, Convolvulaceae. The record is from the annotation of a GenBank genome assembly.